CUCUUAUUAACAGCCCCUCUGAAAUACCUACACAUCAGAAAAAAACAGUGUAUCUCUGUCAGCUUUUGAUAAGAAUUGCAGAAGGAAAAAGCCUUGAAUUACAGUUUGAAAAAGAUCAAAAAAUUUCACCUUUGGAAUCUGCUCUGUCUUUUUGGACUUUACUUGAAAGGGAAGAAGUUAAACUGGAAAAGCUUCAUGAAGAUAUUCAUCGCUUGAUUAAAAUUCAGAUUGUAGCAGUCUAUAUGGAAAGUAGAUAUUACAAAGAGGCCGCUGAAGUUCUUGAAAGGCUGUUUACAGACUCGGAGUCAGAUAAGCCUUUAAGGGUGAAGCUGGCAACCAUAAUUAAAAGCAAGGAUCCAUAUGUUCCUCUUCUCCAAAACUUCAGUUACCGUCAUUUGAUAAGUAAAGUCAAGUCUUACAUUAAACCUUUCAUGAAAGAAAGUGAAACUAACAUCUUAAUACAGGAAGCCACAAAACAGGUGGUGUCUAAAGAAUUGACAUUGGCAGAUUCAUUUUGCAAUGCUGUUGCUCCCAAAGAAAAUGACCAAAGUUAUUUGGAAACAGAACAAAGUUUGUCGAAAGAACAACAGCAUACCACAAAUCAGUCAAUUGAAGGCAUGAGAAAACCCUCCAUAAGGCCUCAUUCAGAACAGAAACACAGCAUGAGCAGAGGUCUUCGGAGUCUGACCAACUUGCAAAAUGUGGAACAAAAUGGAGUUACUUUGGCUUGUGCUCGAAGAAAACAGCGAUGGACUUUCAAAGAAGACUUAGAGCUGAAAUCAGGAGUAAGGAAGUUUGGAGUGGGGAACUGGGCGAAAAUUUUGGUCCAUGGUAACUUCAACAACCGAACAAGUGUUAUGUUAAAAGACAGGUGGAGAACAUUGCACAAUCAGAAACUAGUCUGA
Molecule: messenger RNA, 905 nt
Organism: Acanthisitta chloris (rifleman)
Lineage: Eukaryota; Metazoa; Chordata; Aves; Passeriformes; Acanthisittidae
Gene: TERF1
Product: telomeric repeat binding factor (NIMA-interacting) 1
Exons: 9
Biological process (GO): telomere maintenance
Cellular component (GO): chromosome, telomeric region; nucleus
Molecular function (GO): protein homodimerization activity; telomeric repeat DNA binding
Source: RefSeq, a predicted model, not a curated record